Trypanosoma cruzi is the source of this 807-nucleotide messenger RNA. RefSeq lists its product as uncharacterized. Bases 1 to 807 code for a protein of 268 amino acids. The record is from RefSeq and is a predicted model, not a curated record. Lineage: Eukaryota; Euglenozoa; Kinetoplastea; Trypanosomatida; Trypanosomatidae. The transcript has a single exon. Gene Ontology annotation, molecular function: metal ion binding.
AUGAUGCCAAAGGAUCCUGGCCUCUGGGGGACGGGUUUGCUUGGCGGCACCUCCACAGGGACGUCAGGCGGAGGUGCAAAUGCAAACAGCCGUGGAGCAACAGGGAUGGGUGGUGGCAACGCCUCAGCGCCAAUUACCUCGACGGUUGCAGCGGCUAACGCGGCCGCAACCACAUCACUUCCUAGCGGCAAUAGCUACGCCUUUUUGUCCUCAUCUGCCGUCACUGCCACCUCCCCAUCGGUGCUCGUGCAGAGCGGGGGCGGUGGUGUGAAUGGCAUGGGCAGCAACGCUGUCGGUCUGAUGCCGGCGAUCGUCAGUCACGAUCGGUCGCAAGAGCUGUGCAAGUACUUUCUCAACGGGGGGUGUCUUCGCGGGGCACAGUGCCAAUAUCUUCAUGAACUUCCCGAUGAGCGUCACCUUGAUGUGAAUGGCUACGGGUACAUUCUCAAUCCCAACGUGCACAAUGCUCAAAAGACACUCCCUCUAGCAAUGAACAGCAACCCAACUGGCACUGUUCAGGUGAACGGUGGGGCUUUGUCGCCCUCCCCACUGAUGUUAGGACUUAGUUCGAGCGGUAGUCGGCAGACACACGGGGCUAAAGCCAAGCCGCAAACAUCGUUUAUGGUCGGUGUGCCAACACAUCUGCCGUUUCAGCUUUCUUCAUCGAAUGCCAAGGCAUCGCCUCCAAAGUACCGCCCACCGGAGCCCUUCUUAGAUUACAACCUGCCGCCUACGCUGGCACUGCCGUUUAACACUCCGCCGAAGGAUGUGGCUCUCCAGCUAACACGCACAAUGCUUCAGAACUGA